Messenger RNA from Seriola dumerili (greater amberjack), 1477 nucleotides. RefSeq lists its product as uncharacterized. The transcript is spliced from 6 exons. NCBI's taxonomy places the organism in Eukaryota, Metazoa, Chordata, Actinopteri, Carangiformes, Carangidae. Bases 144 to 773 code for a protein of 209 amino acids. The record is from RefSeq and is a predicted model, not a curated record.
UACAUCAUCGUACACAGACGUGAGAUUUAAUUAUUAUUAUUCUUACAUAUUUGCCUUUAUGUUGUUCUAUAGUAACAUUCAAGCUGUAGCUUUAGAAUUGGGGAACUUGGAACGAGACAGCACAGAUACUUGCUACUGGUGCAAUGGAAGCUUUUUCUAGAUAUUUGGGCAUCAAUGGGAUAUUAUCUCUAUGUUGCGUGUUCUGGAUUUUCUCACCAGCAGAGGGGAACCCCAUCUUUGAGGCGGCUGGCAGCAGAGUGAUCCUGCCUUGUAACGAGACAAACAGCACGCUCCACCAGCUGACAUGGAGAAUGAAUGGAUUAUUACUGAUCAGCUUCAAACCACCGGAAGCCCUAUACAUCACUAAAGAAGCUGAAAGCCUGAAGAUGAAUAUAUCUCUGUCAGAGACCCAACAGUACACACUGGUCAUAGACAGAGUCCAGAAGUCUCAUACAGGAAACUACACCUGUGACUCCACCACGUCCGAAGGAGUGCUGGAACAAAAGUGGGAGCUGAUAAUUACAGGACACGAGGAAAACUGGAAUAAGCUGAUUCCUGUGGCAGUUAUUGUUUCUUGUGUGUGUUGCUUGAUCUUUAUAAUUGCUUGGAUCAUUCUGCGAAGAAUCUACAAUCGGCAUGCAGAGAAUGGCAAUCAGUCUCACACUGCAGAAAUGGCGCAGUCAGAGGACAUUUAUGAGAACUGCCUGGAAAUUAAUGUUAGACAACAACAAAAUAAUCAGCAGCCUCAUUAUUACAAGACCAGAGCUUGCUGAUAUUAAAUGCUGAAAAGGAAAGGAAACUGAAGAAAGGAAAUGAGCACACGAACUGCUAUAACAAAUGUGUGAGAAAAAAAAUGAAACCAUCUUUCUUGGACUAUAAACACAUCACAAAAGAAAAGCUGGCUAUUUUAUAUAAUGUACAAUUUUAAACUGCUUUCUCAAGACAUGUAUAAUAAGUAAUGAAGAGCAGAGUAAAUGCUUUAAGGAGCUAUUUGAAAGUUAUGCUAUUGCUAAAUAGUCAGACUUAGCAUUAACAGCUGUUUACUCAACAGUUUUUCCAAGAGCUUCAGCCAUCGUGUUAACAACACAAGGGCAGACUGGACUCUUCAGAAAGUGGCAAGACAGUCCAGUCAGACCAUGGCUAGCUGGUUAGCAUGCUAACUGCAGAAGAAGAAAAGUGAUAGAAAUAAAAGCAAAACAAGAGAGUUGCUUUCCAUUGCUGGAGACACAACUCUUAAAGAGUAAAGGAAUUAAGUUUAAUGCUGAACUCAGAACGUUUCUUCUAGACUGGUAGUUAAACGGCUGUUAACGCUAACAUUGGUUAGCCUAUGUAGUAAUGGCAAGACUUACAAAUUGCUCCUUGAAAGCUGCAUUAAAUGUUUGUCUGAUCACUUAUGCCACCUUUUAUAAAUAAGUUAUGAUAAAUGUCAUCAAACAGUGACCUAUUAAAACUUGAACUGAGAGGAGCUGCAGAUUCA